CAGAGCCAGACUGAAUUACUCAGCUCCAAGCAUUAGAGCAUCCCAGCGAGCUGAGGGUGCGCUGGACCUGGGAUGGCUCCGGAUGCCAGCUGCCUCUUUCUGGUGAUGCUGCUUUCAGCUAGCUGCGAAGUUACCACCUCCGCAGAUCAGAUGUGCAUCGAGAAAGAAGCCAACACAAUAUAUAACUGUGGAAAUUUAGGUCUCGGUGAGCUUCCUAAUACUCUGCCAAACACCACGGAAAUGUUGGAAUUCAGCUUUAAUUUCUUGCCUACAAUUCAAGCUACCACCUUUGGCAGACUCAUAAACCUUAUCUUUUUGGAUUUAACCAGAUGCCAAAUUAACUGGAUCCAUGAAAACGCUAUGCAAAACCAUCCUCAGCUGAGCACACUUGUGUUAACUGGAAACCCCCUGAUAUUUGUGGCAGAAACAGCAUUGAAUGGUCCCAAUGCCCUGAAGCACCUGUUUUUAAUCCAGACGGGAAUAUCCAGCCUGGAGUUCAUUCCAGCAGACAAUCUGAAAAACUUGGAAAGUUUAUAUCUUGGAGGCAACUAUAUUUCCUCAAUUAAGUUCCCCAAAGACUUCCCAACAGGAAAUCUAAAAGUCUUGGAUUUUCAGAAUAAUGCCAUACACUACCUCUCUAGAGGAGACACAGACUCUCUGAGACCAGCUGCCAACCUGAGCCUUAACUUCAGCGGCAAUGACAUUAAAGGCAUCCAACCUGGGACUUUUGAGUCAAUGGUCUUGCAAAGUUUGAAUUUUGGAGGGACUAGUAACUUGUCCAUUAUAUUCAAUGGUCUGCAUAAUGCUACUAUUCACUCACUCUGGCUGGGUUCAUAUGAGGACACUGAAGACCAAGAUCUGAGUGUGAGCAUGUUUGAGGGGCUUUGCGAAAUGUCUGUCGAGAGCAUGAACCUGCAGAAUCAUUAUUUCUCUAGCCUCUCCUUGGCCACAUUUCACUGUUUCACGCACCUCCAGGAACUAGACCUGACAGGUACCUACUUGAAAGAAUUGCCACCUGGGAUUCCAGGUAUGAAUUCACUGAAGAAAUUAGUGCUCAAUGUAAAUAAGUUUGAGCAAUUGUGUCAAAUCAACGCUGCUAGUUUCCCCUCCCUUACACACCUCUACGUCAAAGGCAACAGAAAAAGACUUCAACUAGGUGAUGGCUGCUUAGAAAAAUUAGAAAAUCUGCAGAAGCUCGAUUUAAGCCAUAGUGACAUUGAGGCUUUGGAUUGCUGCAAUAUACAGCUCAAAACUCUACCCCACUUGAAAAGCCUGAACCUGAGCUACAACCAAGGCUUGGAUCUCCAGAAUGAAGCAUUCAGAGCAUGCCCUCAGCUAGAACUCCUAGACUUGACAUUCACUCGAUUAAAUAUCAUGGCUGCACAAAGUCCUUUCCAAAACCUUCAUCUCCUGCAGGCUCUGAAUCUGUCUCACUGCUCCCUUGAUACCAGUAAUCAGCAUCUUCUAGCAGGCCUGCCAAAUCUCCGGCAUCUGAAUUUACAGGGGAAUUCCUUUCAAGACGGAAAUAUCCCAAAGACCAACCCAUUGCAGAUGGUGGGCAGUUUGGAGAGUUUAGUUUUAUCCUCCUGUGAUCUCUCUUCCAUAGACCAGGAGGCCUUCCAUGGCCUUGGAAAUGUGACUCAUAUAGACUUAAGCCACAACAGCCUGACCUCCAGCAGCAUCAGUGCCCUCAGUCAGCUUAAGGGCACCUACCUCAAUCUGGCCACCAACAACAUUCACAUUAUCCUACCCCAUCUCCUCCCCAUCUUAUCCCAGCAGAAGAUCAUUAAUUUAAGUAACAAUCCCCUGGAUUGCACUUGCUCAAAUAUUCAUUUCUUAACCUGGUACAAAGAAAACAUGCAGAAAUUUGUGAAUUUUGAGGAAAUCAGUUGCGCAAGUCCGCCGUCGCUACAGGGAGUUCGGCUGUCUGAUGUUACACUGUCCUGUGGGCUUACAGCUAUGGGCAUCUUCUUUCUGACAGUAUUUUUGCUCUUCUUGGCUGUCCUUCUCAUCUAUAUAGUAAAAUUCUUUUUCAGGUGGAAAUAUCAACACAUUUAGUGUUGAAGGUUUCAGGGAGGACAAAUAAAUGUGUUUAGUGAAAAGCCCUAAGUGAAGAAUCUGUCAUUGGUCUGUGACCAGACUCUUCAGAUUAGUUUCUGGUGCUGGGCUAGGACUGGCUGUGCUUUACUAAGCUUCUUACUCAUGCAAACCUUCCAUGGCAGGAAAACUGACUCAGACCAAACCCCAGACGCUGUUGUGAGAGACACAGAACCAUUUCCUGGUUGUAGGAGAUAAGGGAGGGGUUUCCCACCUGGAGGCAUCUUCCCUCCCCUGUCUAUCUCUCCCAGGGCUUCUCACUCUGUCCCUGGAAGAAGAGUUCUAGGGCUCUCUCCGUGGCAGUGCUGAGGCCAGUCGGUCCUCUUCCCUACCUCCCCAUGGGCAGUUUCACAUUGUGCUUGAAUCUCAAUUCUCACAAAUCUAUCCAUUUGGGAAAAGCAGCG
Molecule: messenger RNA, 2501 nt
Organism: Octodon degus (degu)
Lineage: Eukaryota; Metazoa; Chordata; Mammalia; Rodentia; Octodontidae
Gene: Cd180
Product: CD180 molecule
Exons: 3
Coding region: 73-2058 (661 amino acids)
Biological process (GO): B cell proliferation involved in immune response; positive regulation of lipopolysaccharide-mediated signaling pathway; cellular response to lipopolysaccharide
Cellular component (GO): extracellular matrix
Molecular function (GO): protein binding
Source: RefSeq, a predicted model, not a curated record